Messenger RNA from Phoenix dactylifera (date palm), 687 nucleotides. Its product is annotated as late embryogenesis abundant protein Lea5-D-like. Gene Ontology annotation, cellular component: mitochondrion. The record is from RefSeq and is a predicted model, not a curated record. Gene Ontology annotation, biological process: response to stress. Lineage: Eukaryota; Viridiplantae; Streptophyta; Magnoliopsida; Arecales; Arecaceae.
CCCAAUUUCUUCGCCGUUUCCUCCCUCCCUCGCUCCCGUCUAUAAAUACUCUCCUCUUCUCUCUUCUUCUGAAUUCAAACGAGAGAGCCGCAAAGAGAGCGGAGGAGGAGAAGAGAAGCGUUUCUGGUUGCUCUCCCUCUUUCUUCGUUCCUUCCUUCCUUCUUCUACUAUAUUAGCGGCAUCGACACCGUCGAAUCGAGAUCAGAUGGCUCGCGCUCUCUGCAGCACUGCUGCUCUCGCCGCCACUCUCUCCGACGGGAUCACGGUCUUGAUCAGCAGGAGGGGUUACGCCGGAGCGGCGGCGGUGACGGGAACGGCCGCCAACAGAGGGAGGUCGGCGGAGGAGAAGGGGACUGUGGUCGGUUCGAGUUCGUCUUCCAGCUCUUCGGAUUCGUGGGUUCCGGAUCCGGUCACGGGGUACUACCGGCCAGGGAACCGGCGGGCGGAGGUGGACGCCGCCGAGCUCAGAGAGACGUUCCUCUCCCACAGAUCUCGACACUAAAUUGGAACAGCAAAAUUUAUGGAUGCUUGCUACUUCCACGAAGGUUCCAAUAAUUUAGAAAGCAGAAAGAAAAAAAGGAAAGAAAGGAAAGCCCAUCAUUUACAGCUACUUUGUAUUGACUCACCAUAUUUAUAAGCAUCAAUAAAAGGUGGAAUUUAUAUAAUUUUUAAUAUGUUAUAAGAACA